AUGGCCGCAAAAGUCAAGGACGCCGUCCAUUCCCUGCAAUCACGGGCGCCACCCUCAAAGCUCACUAUCAGCGCGGGCACGCUCACGUCAAAAUGGUUUGAGAAGUCCGACUAUGUCCAGAUCAUUGAGAUGGUUCUUACCAACAACGACCCUGAGAGCUCCUUCAUAAAAAAAGACAACCUGACCAUCACGGCUUCAUCCGACUCUUUCGACAUUGUUCGUCCCGCAACUGUCACCCGACUGAUGGCUGGGCAACAGAUUGUUGUGCAGAUAGGGGUCAAGAACAAACCCACAGUUGUUCGGGGGGUUCAGUGUUCAGGAACAAUCACUGCAACCUGGGCCAAUACCAUGACAGCAUCCACUCCGAUUAGUGGAGAAUGCGGAUUCGGCGAUUACGCUGCGACAAAAGAAAGUUUGAAUCGCCAAUGGACCCCAGAUUGGUACAACAACGCCAAAUUCGGCAUCUUCAUUCAUUGGGGCGUAUAUGCCGUACCAGCCUAUGGCAACCAAGGUGCCAAUGAGGACUACGCAGAGUGGUACUGGAAGCGCAUGGGAGAACCAGACUACAAGUCGAAAACUUACCAGUAUCACCGUGAUACCUAUGGAGAGAAUUUCAAUUACGAUGACUUCAUUGCGAAUUUCACGGGAUCGAAAUUUGAUGCGGCAGCGUGGGUGAAUCUGAUUGCAGACGCCGGGGCAAAGUAUAUGGUCCCUGUAACGAAGCAUCACGAUGGAUUCGCGCUGUUUGAUACAAAAGAGACCAGUAACCGCAACUCGGUCAAGCUUGGACCCAAGCGUGACUUUAUUGCGGAGCUUAUCAGCGCCGCCAAGAAGCUACACCCUGAAAUUAGAAGAGGUACCUACUUCUCCAUGCCUGAAUGGUUCAGCCCAGCAUAUGCGCCUUACGCGUUAGGUUGCUGCGGUGGCUUUCCUGGAGGGCCACCCACCAACCCGUAUACCUCCAAAGUGAUCGACUAUACUGGUUAUAUAUCCGGCAAGGAAUAUGUAACUGAGAUUCAGUAUCCACAAAUGGAGACUUUGGCCUACGACGAGCGUUAUGAGACCGAGCUUAUGUGGUGCGAUAUUGGCGGCGCCAAUAAUGCGACAACAAUGCUAUCGGCCUGGAUCAACUGGGCACGUUCAAAGGGACGCCAGAUCACCUAUAACAAUCGCUGCGGUUACGGGUCUACCGAUCAUACGGAUGCGACUGGCGGUGAUUUCACGACACCAGAGUAUGUCACCAACGGCGAUACGGUUGUCAGCAAGUGGGAAACAAACCGGGGAAUGGACCCAUUUUCCUUUGGUUACAACAAGGACACGCCCGACAGCAGUUAUCUCACCGGCAAAGAUAUCGUGCAGUCCCUAGUCGAUGUCGUUUCGAAGAAUGGAAACUUCCUCCUCGACAUUGGACCAAAGGCCGAUGGCACCAUUCCCGAGAUCAUGCAGACAGGACUCCAAGAUGCAGGCAGAUGGAUCAAGGAGCGUGGAGAGUCCAUCUACGACACUCGCUUCUGGCAGACUACAAGCGGCACGGGAAAUUUCAGGUACACCAUCAGCGACUCGGCUUUCUACAUUCACUUGCUCGCACCACCAGUCUCUCCCGGUAGCAUCACAAUCCCCGACAAGAUUCCGUUCCUAAGCGGCGAUGAGAUUCGCAUUCUGGGAGGCGCUAUGAACAACACAUACGUGCCGGCAAUACUGAACACGGACGGAACGGUGAGGCUGGAUGUGCCCGCCAAUGUAGCACACGCCGAUCGAUGGGUUUGGACUUUCAAGGUCAUCUAUAAAUUGUAG
This is a messenger RNA of Exserohilum turcica Et28A, 1794 nucleotides long. Its product is annotated as glycoside hydrolase family 29 protein. The transcript has 4 exons. Gene Ontology annotation, biological process: glycoside catabolic process; fucose metabolic process. Gene Ontology annotation, molecular function: alpha-L-fucosidase activity. NCBI's taxonomy places the organism in Eukaryota, Fungi, Ascomycota, Dothideomycetes, Pleosporales, Pleosporaceae. Bases 1 to 1794 code for a protein of 597 amino acids. Gene Ontology annotation, cellular component: lysosome. The record is from RefSeq and is a predicted model, not a curated record.